Molecule: messenger RNA, 4976 nt
Organism: Candidula unifasciata
Lineage: Eukaryota; Metazoa; Mollusca; Gastropoda; Stylommatophora; Geomitridae
Source: the annotation of a GenBank genome assembly
AUGAGUAAGGCAUUAGUCAAGAAGGCUGUGAAUGGCGAUUCUCGCGACUUGCGAAAGCAGUCGCCGGCUCGGGCGAAACGGUCAUCACCAAAUGGCCAUGUUCAAGAUGCCGACACGGGUAUUAGGCUGAAAAAGUCAGAAGUGAUAAUUGACAAACAGAAAAAGCAGUUAGUCAACGAACAGCUAAAUGAAGCCAAGGGUACGUGCAGUUCUGUAUUGCGGCCUCGAUCAACUACCCGAAGACAGUGUGUCUCUGAUAGUGUUUCAGUCAGUACGGAUAUUUCAGUUUCAGAAUUGGAUGUUGAUCUUCACUCAGGAGCAAAGAAAGCGGCAGGGAGAGCCAUCUUUACGCUAAUUCCCCCAAAACGCAGUAUUUCAACACUUCAGGUCACAGUUGAAGAUCCAAAUAAGCUAGAACAGGAAUCGAAAUUGGGGAUUGGUGAUAAUUCUCAGUUGGAUGGUAAAUCUUUAAUUGGAAAAAAAAGGAGGGUUAAUAAUGUUACUGGCAAUAGUUCUUCUAAAUCUCCUCAUCGAAAACUUGAACCAUUGAAUAGAACUAUGCAAGAAGAACAUAGAACAGAUCUCCACCCAACAGUACCUAGUGGAAGUGUCAAUGGAGUCAGUGAUGUGUCACACAAUAUGGACUCUAAGGUCCCUGAAACGAUGGCAGAUAAUUCAGCUCCAACUGUACAUCCAACACAGACUUCUCCUUCUGAACAUAAAAACGAAUGCAUCGAUUUUACGAUGAAAUCAGUCAAUGUAAAUAUAAAGAAUGAUGAUGUUAAUGAUGCUCAAGAUAUUGUAGAUGAUAGUGUUAGCAAGCAGGGAAAAGAAGAGAAUGCGGGCGAACAGUUCAGUUCUGCCAAAGAUACCGAUUCGGAUACUGAAUCAAAAACGAAAAAGAAAGAUGAGGAUGUUAAGCAACCGAGGAUGUCCCCGGAUCAUCGCUUUAUGAAGCUGGAUGAAGAGGUUGGCCGAGGGACUUUCAAAACUGUUCACAAGGGCUUGGAGAUUGAUACAGGUGUGCAUGUUGCCUGGUGUGAGCUGCAGGACAAGCGUUGGAGUAAGAGCGACCGGAAGCGAUUCAAGGAAGAGGCAGAGAUGCUGAAGGAGUUACAGCACCCCAACAUUCUAAGGUUCUUUGACUACUGGGAGGAGGAGGGGCCGCACAGACAGAAGAUCAUUGUUCUCAUUACAGAACUGAUGACAUCUGGCACUUUGAAAACGUACCUUGGGCGAUUUAAAAAAUUGAACCUGAAAGUUCUGAAAAAUUGGUGUCGUCAGAUCCUGAAAGGUUUACAGUAUCUACACACUAGAACGCCCCCAAUCAUCCACAGGGAUCUCAAGUGUGACAAUAUCUUUAUCACAGGUACCACAGGCUCGGUCAAGAUUGGAGACUUAGGCCUGGCAACCCUGAAAAGCAAUUCGUUUGCAAAAAGUGUCAUUGGUACACCGGAGUUCAUGGCACCAGAGAUGUACGAUGAGCACUACGAUGAAGCAGUUGAUGUCUAUGCUUUUGGGAUGUGUAUGCUGGAGAUGGCUUCGUCCGAGUACCCAUACAAAGAAUGCCACAACCCUGGUCAAAUCUACCGCAAAGUCACAACUGGCGUACACCCAGAAGCGUUGGAUAAGGUGAGGGACCCAGAAAUACACAGCAUCAUUGAGGGCUGUAUACAGACCAAGAAGGAAGACAGGAUGACAGUGAAAGAUCUCCUGGCUCAUGAUUUCUUCCUAGAGGAUACUGGUCUGCUGGUGGAGCUGGUCAGAAUAGAGGAUGAGUUGACAGACUUGCAGGUGAUUCCCCUGAGGCUGCGUGUGGUUGACCCAAAGAAAAGAAGGGACACACACAAAGAGAAUGAAGCCAUCCAGUUCGACUUUGAUUUGGGCCAAGAUCAAGCAGAGGAGAUAGCUUCUGAUCUGGUGAAAUCUGGGUUUCUUUUGGAGGAUGACAGGAGAAUUGCAGCCAAACAGAUCCGGGACAGAGUGGCCCAAGUAAUGAAAUGCCGUGUACCUCAGACGCCAGUGCCCUCUCAGGCUCCAGCCCAGCAACCCAGCCUGCUGCCACCACAGCCACCAAGUGUUAGCGCACAGCAGGCAGUAUAUCCCCAGUCUCAUUCGCAUGCCGUCAUGGAUGACCACUCAUCCAAUGACAGAGCUGGUGGUGAUGCAGGUUCAUGUGUCAGUGAUAUCAACAUUACACAGAGCAGCUCCCAGCUGUCGACUAUUUCCUCAACUAGCAACAUUGCUCAGAACGGAGAAACUCUCAGCUCACACCAGCAAAGAAUAAAAUACCGGCUGAGAGCAAAGGCUGCCAAUCUGAGUCACCUGGAUAUGAAUGCCGCCCAGCAGCACCAGGUGCAGUCCUGCCAGCUCCAGCAGGGCGGCACCCCAAACUCACAGCCCACGGCCAGCGCCAGUGGGAUCACAGCCAGCGUCUCCACUGGUUGCCUCAACGAUGAGUCCUUGCAAAUUUUAUGGGGUAAUCACACACAUAAAUGCAUUGAACAGCUUAACGAGUAUGAGAUUUUAAAAAAACCCCCCCCCCCCCCCAUUGAAACAGAACUGGGCCAAGAAAAGACUAGGAAGAAGUCUCGGCGCCGCAAAAAGACCGUGGACAAACUGCCCCCAAAGGUGACAAUCAUCUCGUAUGACGAAGCGUCGGACGAAGUGGAAGUUCUGCUGGAGGUGUCAAACAACAACCUGACCUGCAAGUUUCUGCGGAACUCAAUUCCUAGAGCCGAGGAGGUUGAGGAAGACUUGCUACCGGAUGUCAGUAAAGUGCAGAUAGAGGGUGUAACUAGUCUAUUGCACCAAGUCAUCCAGAUAGUGACCCAAGAGGGCAAGAAUUCGGUGGGCCAGGUGUUGACCCUGUCACCCUCGACAAGUCCUUCGGCUGUGAGAAAGUUUAAGAUCAACAUAGAUACCAAGAAGGGAACCCAGAGCCACAAACACCGAAGGCAGGUCCCCAAGAGUGGAUUGAUUGUCACACAUCAGUCCACAAACACCAACAAGUUUGAAGAUGAUGUUGAGGAACCACUUGUGUCUACGGAGACAAACCAUGAGAGUAACAGCACUCAAACACACGGUACUGUCAACGACAAUGAGCUGAAAGUGGGGAAACCUGCGGCAGCAAAAGAAAGUGUCCCAGUUAACAUAGAAGAGCUGUCGGAGAAACUCCAGUCUAUCUACCCACAGAAAACUGGGCCGAUGGCUGGACAGGUACUACCUCCAGGUGCUGGAUCAGAAACUCAGCCAUCCGGCAUGAAACCAGAUGCUGCAGGCCAGCCAGGACAAGUCCAUGUGCAGGCCACUUAUGCUACUCAAGCUCCUGUUGGCCAGAUAGUCCAAGGUAUGGCUGGAAUCAUUCCUCAAGGCCAGGUUCCAACUGUCUCAUCAACGAUGUCACAAUUAGUUCAGGCCAGCAUUCAGAGUAUGGCUUCUUCUGUUCAGCCUGUCAAUCCAUCUCAAACUGGACAUGCCAUUAGUAGUGUCCUAAUUCCACAGUCAGGUCAGGAGACAGCUAACUUUAUGGGAGUCGAAACCUCCAGAAAUGCCAUUCAGGCAAGUCAAACAUCACAGGUGGUUGCUGGUCAGCAGGCUCAUUACCCUGUUUCCUUCCAGCACCAGACCUCAGGCGUGGCCCCAGAGCAUCUAGCAACAGAUGCAGCGGGUCAUUCUAUUCCAGCUUCUGCAGUUUUGACCCAUGGCCAUACUCAAGAACCUGUCCAGAAGGCAGGGAACCUCCCCACAACUUUCAGCACGGCCAGCCACCUGGGCUAUGGGGUGCACCCUCAGCAGUCCCAGAUGCCGCAGCUGCACCAGAUGUAUUCAAUGAUGCAGAACAUGAUGCACCUGCCCCCUUUCAGCAUCCACCAGCCAAGCUACUACGCUCACAUGACUCCUUACAUGCAGACCAUGAUGCAGAUGUCACACAUGAUGCACCAAAUGCAGCAGCAUCUCCAGCACGGAAACCAGCAUCCACUACCAGUACACAUGACCUAUCCAUAUGGUCAUUACCCCGGCUGGAGCUAUCCAUCGAAUGUUGGCCCGCCACCUCCAUCCUCCCAUCCGGCAGAAAAUGCUGCCUUUCCAAAUACAUCACCUCCCCAAUCUCCCACUGCUUCAAGGAAAACUGUUCAUGAUAUGGCCCAGACUCCAUAUAAUUCUGUUGAAAAUCUGAGCUUGCUUAGCAAGACCCUACCAAAAGCUGAUUUUAAUAUCCUGGAGCAAGCUCUGGCCAGAACUAUGAGCAGACAUAAUCAUCCUCAUCACCCUACUCCUACUCCGGCCACAAGUUUCACCAAUCUGCAGGAAGCCUCCCAUGAACACAAGUCUACAGAUGAACCUUCGGAAGUCCCAGAUGAGGCCAAAAGCAAAGAGGAAAAGGUCCUGGCUGAUAAAGGAACAUUAGCUGAUAACUCUCCCCCUUGCCCUACUGAAAUCAGAUCCGAACCGGACCUGUCUGCACCAAAAAUCAAAACACUAUCCCGCUUUAAAGUUGAAGUAGUGAAGGAUGAUCCCCUGGUUGCUUCAAAAGAAGACGAAAGCAAGUCAUCAUCUCCAGAAGUAGGGAACUCCACAAUAGACCUCACAGGCGAGGUCAGCACUGAAAAGCGAGGGAGGUUUCAAGUCACAAAGAUGGCAGUUAAGCCAGUGGCAUCAACCUCUUCUGAAGGAACCUCCACAGAUGCCACGCCGUCUGCAUCCAGCAAUACUAACCCAAAUAAUACGGAGCUGUCUAGUGCCAAAAAUGCUCUGUCAGACCCCAGUGCUAACUCUCAUGCCGAGGAUGCUGGUGCCACCAAUAUUGCUAAAUCUGGUUGUGUAAGUAUUAAACACCUUGUUCAUUAUUGCACUUCUUGUGCGGUCAUUGACCGGAGACCCACUUCUCCUGAACAGAAAUCCAACUCUGAGAAAAUAAAGAAUGAAUUGACCGCCUUGGAGUUUGAUGUGGAGUACCAGGCACUCAUCAACAG